Messenger RNA from Lycium barbarum (goji berry), 3361 nucleotides. Its product is annotated as probable methyltransferase PMT27. Lineage: Eukaryota; Viridiplantae; Streptophyta; Magnoliopsida; Solanales; Solanaceae. Gene Ontology annotation, molecular function: methyltransferase activity. Gene Ontology annotation, cellular component: trans-Golgi network; endosome; cytoplasm. The record is from RefSeq and is a predicted model, not a curated record.
GUGUAAGACGUUGUUUCCUUUCCCUACUCUAUUGGAUCAAUGAUAAUCCAAGUUGGACUAUUUCUCUCUUUAUAUGGCUUUCAUCUCCCUCCACAAAACAAACUGAAUCCUCUCAUCUCAUUUCCCACUUCUUGCUUUCAUUUCUUUUAACCAACCUCAACAUAAAGUCUAUUAUUGCAUAACCAAAGGGGCAUAACCAAAGGAGCUAAAGCCACAACAAUUGAAUGUAAUCCAAAUAAACCAAAAAAAAAAAUGCCAACAACAAGAGCUCGUUUGGGCAGAAGACCAUCCUCUUCUUCGUACUCAUCAACUAUUACUACUAUCAUCUUUGUUUCAUUAUGUGUGUUGGGAGUAUGGCUUCUCACCUCCACCUCUGUUGUUCCUCCCAAAUCCACCACUCGAACGUCGACCGAUUCUACCUCUUCUGCAUCUUCUUCUUUUGCUUCCACCAUUAUGAAUGCCCACAAGACCAUUUCUAAUAGUGCUAAAACACCUCCUGUUUUCAAAGACACACAAGGAGACCUUCCUGAUGAUGCCCUUAAAACUGGUGAUGCUAACCGGCCUCAGGAUACUAACGAAAUUGACAAGCUCCAAACAGAUGUCUCAACAGAUAUUACAAAGGAUUCUGGAGGUGGAGAUAGUUUCAAUGGGAAUAGUGAAAAUGGAAAACCGGAGGAUGAGAAGAAAAAUGGAAAUCUAGCUGUGGCAGAGAACUCUCAGGGAUUGCGUGGAACCGAAUCAAUUGAAGAGCAAGAGAAGCAGAAACAAUUGGAGACACAAACUUCCGAGGAAAGUUCCAUCACUCACAGGCAAGAAGCUGAGCAAAUAACUGCAGGAGUCGGAAAGGCAACAACCGGAAAAGAAAAGGCUGAAGAGGAUGUCUCUUUGGAUUCAGGAAAUGAUGCCCAUGGAGUUUCAACAGAUAACGCCAAGAACAUAUUGUCAGAUCACGAGCAACAAAAACGACUUGAGCAGCAUCAACAACAGGAAGAUGACCAAAUGCAACAGCAACAGAAACAAUUAGAAGAACAUACUCAAGGGGUAACGAGUAAAGAUCAAAUCAAACAUGACGAAGCACCUAAUAUAUUAAAAGAAGAUGUUAAGGUUCAAAAUGAUCAUAAGGCUCCCGUAAACUUAACUAAUAACCUACCUGUUCCGAAGAAUGAAAAUCACAAGACAGAAAUCAUUGUACCAAAAGAGUCUAAAGAAUCAAAGAAGGCCUGGUCGACACAAGCCGAUCAGUCAGUGAACCAGAAAGAAAGACGAACAGUCGGAACAAAUAAUCAAGACAGCAGCGUUCCGGAACAGAAUUGGCAGCUGUGCAAGGCGGAAGCUGGUGCAGACUACAUACCAUGUUUAGACAAUGAAGAAGCAAUAAAGAAGCUAAAAACCACAAAGCAUUAUGAACAUCGUGAAAGACAUUGUCCUCAGGAACCUCCUACCUGUCUAGUCUCCUUGCCUCAGGGAUACAAGAGGCCAAUUGAGUGGCCCAAAAGCAGAGAUAAGAUAUGGUACCAUAAUGUGCCUCAUACAUUGUUAGCAGAGGUGAAGGGCCACCAAAACUGGGUGAAGGUUUCUGGUGAAUUCCUAACUUUCCCAGGUGGAGGUACUCAGUUUAUCCAUGGAGCAUUGCAUUACCUUGAUUUUGUACAAGAGGCAGUUCCGGAUAUAGCAUGGGGAAAGCGCACUAGAGUAGUGUUAGAUGUUGGCUGUGGAGUAGCUAGUUUUGGUGGUUAUCUUUUCGAGAGAGACGUUCUUGCAAUGUCUUUCGCACCUAAAGAUGAACAUGAGGCACAAGUUCAAUUCGCACUGGAAAGGGGAAUACCUGCAAUAUCUGCCGUGAUGGGUACUCAGAGGUUGCCAUUUCCAAGUGGAGUUUUUGACCUUGUGCAUUGUGCACGCUGCAGAGUCCCUUGGCAUGAGGAAGGUGGUGCUCUUCUCCUGGAAUUGAAUCGUGUCCUUCGCCCCGGAGGUUACUUUGCCUGGUCUGCAACUCCUGUCUACCAAACUCUUGAAGAAGAUGUCGAGAUAUGGAAGGGUAAAAUCCUAAUCAUCUCUUUCCCUUAAUGCUAUUAGAGAGUUAAAUUGACGUUUAUUUUUUCUUUCCCCUUCUUCGGCUCUCUAUUACCAGAAAUGUCUAGCUUGACGGUGGCCAUGUGCUGGGAGCUUGUAACCAUAAAGAAGGACAAACUAAACUCUGUUGGUGUUGCCAUCUACCACAAACCAGACACAAAUGAAUGCUACGAUCAAAGAAAACAAAACAAACCUCCAAUGUGUAAACCAGAAGAUGAUCCUAAUGCUGCCUGGUAUGUCCCCUUCCAUUCAUGUAUGCAUAAGGUGCCAAGUAAAGAAAAGGAAAGAGGAUAUAGGUGGCCUGUAGAGUGGCCGGAGCGACUGAAGACGCCUCCUUACUGGCUAAACAAAUCACAAGUUGGAAUUUAUGGAAAACCAGCGCCAGAUGACUUUGCAGCAGAUUUAGAACAUUGGAAACGUUUGGUAAGCAAGGUGUAUAUGAACGGAUUGGGAAUUAGCUGGUCAAAUGUGAGAAACGCCAUGGACAUGAGAGCAGUGUAUGGAGGGUUUGCUGCGGCACUUAGAGAUCUGAAAAUGUGGGUGUUGAAUGUGGUGAAUGUCAAUGCUCCAGAUACACUUCCAAUAAUAUAUGAGCGUGGUCUUUUUGGAAUUUAUCAUGAUUGGUGUGAAUCAUUUAGUACAUACCCAAGGACAUACGAUCUUCUACAUGCUGAUCAUCUUUUCUCCCAGUUGAAGAAGAGGUGCAAAAUUGUUGCUGUAAUGGCAGAGGUUGACAGAAUAGUUAGACCAGGAGGUAAAUUGAUUGUCCGUGACGACUCUGCCACAACCAAGGAAGUAGAAAACUUACUCAAGUCUCUGCAUUGGGAAAUCCGGAAGACCAUCUCCCAGAACCAAGUUGGAAUACUAAGUGCAGAGAAGACAUUUUGGCGGCCAAACGCUUCUGCUGCACCCACCUGACUAGAGUCAGGAGAGUAUCAAAUCAUUUAAAUCUGUGGUUCGCAGUUCGUACUCUGUAGCAAUCACAACAAGCAAUUCCUGUUUUGUAGCCUAAAGGUCUUCAUAUACUGCUGCGAGCAGGCAAACAGCUGCUGCCGUAGCUUUUGUUAUUUAUUUUUCAUUUCUAUUUUUUUUAGUUGUUUAUUUAUAGUUUGAUAGAUAAAGAAGGCAAAGUGCUGCAGGGCAAAUGCCGUAGCUGCUGUUAUUGAUUAAUUACAAGGUUAAUGUUUACACUUAGCAUACAAAUACAUAAUUACAGUGACAAAGAACUGAAGUUCCCUAUCUUUGAAUCUCUUCUUCAAACAUGAAUCCUAACCCUUAUCAUUUUUCU